AUGCGGCGGUGGGGGCGGGGGGCGGAGGGCGCGGUGGGGGCGGAGGGUGCGCUGCCGCGGUACUCGCAGGAGGAGCUGCGACACCACGAAUUGGAGCCGGUGGUAAUGAGGGCGGUGGAGGCGGAGGGCGCGCUGCCGCGGUACUCGCAGGAGGAGCUGCGGCGGGCGACGGGCGACUGGCCCACCAAGCUGGGGGAAGGCGGCUUCGGCGCCGUCUACAAGGGCAUGCUGCUGCUGCCACAAGGGGGAGCGCGCGGGGAAGGGGAUGAAGACGACGGGGAGGACGGGGAGGAGGAGGAUGAGGAGGAAAAGGAGGGGGUUGAGGAGGCAUUGGAUGAGUCGGAAGUGGUGGAGGUGGAUGGAAAGCGGUUUCUUCCGGUGGCGGUGAAGAUGUGCUUGACAGAGGGCGAUGUGCACGGUGGAAGAGAGCAGCUGUUGACGGAGAUCAUGGUGAUGACGGCUCUCCGCCAUCCCAACGUGCUGCGCCUGCUGGGAAUUGCCAUGUGGGGGCAGACCAUUGCAAUGGUCUCUGAGUUCGUCCCGGGCGGGGAUGUUUCUCAGCGGUUAGGCAAAGCAGCCAGGGGCGUGGAGCCUUUCCCCUGGAAGGACCGACUGAGCAUAGCGGUGGGGAGUGUGGCGGGGCUGGCAGCGAUCCACAAGGAGGGAUUCAUUCACCGCGACUUCAAGGCCGCCAACGUGCUCCUCACCAAGGAUCUCGUACCCAAGGUGGCAGAUUUCGGGCUAGCCAAGGCAUGCCUGGCCGGCUCCCAGGGCUAUAUCGACCCCUCGUAUUUCGAAACAGGUGGGGUUCCUUUUUGGUUUACCCAUGCACCCAGUAAGGGCACUCUCCUCCUCCACCCCACGCUGGGUGGAGUAAGGGCACUCUCCUCCUCCACCCCACGCUGGGUGGAGUAA
Messenger RNA from Closterium sp. Naga37s-1, 915 nucleotides. The record is from the annotation of a GenBank genome assembly. Lineage: Eukaryota; Viridiplantae; Streptophyta; Zygnematophyceae; Desmidiales; Closteriaceae.